This is a messenger RNA of Symbiodinium natans, 2430 nucleotides long. The record is from the annotation of a GenBank genome assembly. NCBI's taxonomy places the organism in Eukaryota, Dinophyceae, Suessiales, Symbiodiniaceae.
AUGUAUGCCGAAUACGCUGUCCCUGAAGAAGAUCUUCACAUUCGUCGGACUUGGCAGCAUGUGCUUUUGCAGAACCUCGUGACAGGAGAGUUGGUGGUUUGGAAAGACACACAGUCCUGCAAGGAGUGUGAUCUCCUGGCAGGGCCUCGUGGGUUUGUAAUCCGGCUUGUGGAUCUGGAUGGAGAGAAGAAUGAGAUGCCAGCCCACGAGCAGUUGAGGUACGAGAAGGUCGCUGAUCAAAUUCGAGACAAAGUGGAGGGGACCACCGAGAGGUGGACAACAGCUGCAGCUGCUGUGAAAGGCUGUGCGAUCAAGUGGCUCGUGGCAUUUUGUGGAGGUCAUCAGAACAAGAACUUUGUUGGUGCAUCCUCAGAGUCCUGGCACUUCAAAGUGGGCCAGUACCUUGCUGCUUUGGAAGGCGAAGAGGAGGACCUGGGUCCGGAGGAACUCAGGAAAAGGGUCCAAAUUCACUUCGUUGUCAGUCGCAAAGCAGCAGUCGCGGCCAAGGCCAAGGCAAGGAGCAGGAAGCGAAAACAGCCCGAGGAGGAGGAGGAGGAGGACGAGGGGGAGGAGCAGCAGGUUGAUGAGUCAGCCGAAGCUGACCCCGGACCUGCAGGCGAGUACUCGGCUUCCUUUUUCACAAUUGGUGUCCUGCUGCUGCACUGGAGUACGAGGAAGCUCCACGAACGGAGUCGCUGGAAGGGGAGCAAGGAAGCUGUGGCAGCCAAAGCCACGACAUUGUUGCGAGCCCUAGUCAUUUGUUUCAUCACUGCAUCCCAGCAGGUCGAAGCCAAAGAGGCCAGGCUCAACAUCACUGUCCAGAGCGACUCCGUGCAGCUGGACUGGCCAUCGUUUUGCAGAAGCGAUCCCACCGAAAGCCUCGAGUGCCUGGCUGAAAUGAUGCCUACAGGCGAAAGAGACUUCUGCGAAUGCCUGCAGCAGUGCUGCAAGCAGGAGGUGAAUCCCAACUUCACUUUGAAGAAAAGGAGAGCUUGCCAAAGGGCAGUGGCCUUGCUACUGCAAUGCUUGUGCCACCUCAUCGAAGCCAGCAGGAUGGAUGACAUCUGGAAAGAAACCGAGCUGUGGCAAAUACAGCCACUGAGGAGCCGAAAAGGCUACACGAGGCUGAGUGGUGAACAGAAGGCAGCUGUGCUGGAGCAGACGAAGAAGCAGAAUCUCAGGUACUCCUACUUGCAGCAAGCGAAGGUUACUUUUCGGAACUCUCGGUGGCUCAGCUUGGCAGUGGAUGGAGUUCAAGUGGGCUCCAAGUCCCUGCUGAACACCUUGGCCUGGGAUGGCGACAGCGGUUGGGCUUGCAUCUUUCCCCCACAGGCACCCAACUGGUCCUUGCAAGUCGCCCGGGGCAGCCACCCAAGUGGUCCGUGCAAGAACUUUGCUGGUGCACUUCAAGACCGAGUGGAAGGGACCCACAGCACAGAAGUGGAAACGUACUUUGAGGAAGACGAAGAGUUCCGUGUGGACCCCCACCAUGCAACUGAGCCGCUGCAAUGCCUCAGAGACUCCAAGAAACGCUCCCGAGACUUGGAAGCUGAGGGCCGGAGUUUGAGGGCACGGAUUGACAGUCUGCAAACACAGCUGGACAUUUCCAACAAGGCCAAUAUAGAUGCAGAGCUAGCGAUCCAAGAACGAGAUCUCGAGCUGGGAACAAAGAACGACCAUAUCAAGAUGCUCCUACAAGAGAGAGAUCAGCUCCGGCUCUGUGUCAAGGGAGCACACGAAGCCUCAGGGAGACUCAAGCAAAGCCUGAAGGAUCUCAAUGCAGCAAUGCAAGCCACAAAGAUGGCCACCGAGGACGACACUUUUGUGCCAUCAGAGUCCGAGGCACAUCUCGAUAGCAUCGCAUGCAACGCCGCCAUCAGCGCCUGUGAGAAGAGUGUGGAGUGGAGGUGGGCGGUGUUACUCCUUGGAUCCAUGCACGCAAGAGCUAUUCGAAGAGAUGAAGUGAGCUGCAACGCGGCUGUCAGCGCGAUCCACAAGUCAGGUGCGAGACCUGCUCUGAACCCGCCAUCCGGGUGCGAGAACUCCUCGCAGUGGCGCUUGGCCUUUAGCCUGGGGCGUGGGACAAGAGAGGGUUUGGGGGCCCUCGUGUCAGCGUGCGAGAAGGCUCGUGAGUGGCAGCACGCCUUGGCCGCUCUCGCGAUGCACCGCUUGGAUCGUGUGGCCAUGGAUGUCAUCAGUUGCGAUGCGAUGCUGAUGGCCUGCAGGGCCGGCUCACACUGGCAGGUUGCAUUGGUUCUUCUGGGGUCCAUGGCUUCGGAUUCCAUGCAGCCCACGGCGCUGAGCUUUGACGCUGCACUUCCUGCCUUCGACGCUGGUGGUGGGACGUUUAUCCCAUCGCUGCUCGCAGCGCUGCCGGCCAUUGCCGACCGACUUCGCAGAAAAGCCUGCGGCAGAGUAGUGGCAGAGUAG